AUGCAUGACAGGGAAUACGGUAACGGCAAUGGUAUCGGUCACGACAACGCCAUCGGCAAAGGCCACAGCAACGGCAACAGCCACCCAAUCGGCAACGGUAACGGCAUUAGUAACUUCUUGAACGGUUUUGCCAACGGUAACGACAUCGGAAACGGACUUGGCAACGGCCAUGGCAUGGGCAAUGGGCAUAGCAAUGACAACGGCAACGUUAAUGGGAACGGAGCGAAGGGGAAAAAGAUGAAACCAAUGGAAAGUGAGGUGCUGAGAGAGCAAGGUCACAUAAUGGUUGAUUUUAUUGCUGAUUAUUACAAAAACCUUGAAGACUCCCCUCAGGAUUUCCCUGUUCUUUCCCAAGUUCAGCCCGGUUAUCUUCGUGACAUGUUGCCUGAUUCAGCACCUGACCACCCUGAAACGUUGAAAGAACUUCUCGACGACGUUUCGAAGAAGAUAAUACCGGGGAUAACUCAUUGGCAAAGCCCGGGUUACUUUGCGUACUAUGCAUCAAGCACGAGUGUGGCCGGAUUCUUGGGGGAGAUGCUCAACGCCGGCCUGAGCGUCGUCGGUUUCACAUGGCUCACUUCUCCGGCCGCCACUGAGCUCGAAGUCAUUGUUCUUGAUUGGCUUGCCAAAUUGCUCCAACUCCCCAACGAUUUUCUCUCCACAGGGAAUGGAGGAGGAGUGAUACAAGGGACAGGAUGUGAAGCAGUGCUUGUGGUAGUAUUAGCUGCUAGAGAUAAAAUUUUGAAGAAAGUCGGCAAAACUUCACUUCCUCGACUUGUUGUCUAUGCAACCGACCAAACCCAUUCUAGUUUCCGAAAGGCUUGUCUGAUUGCUGGAGUACAUGAAGAAAACAUUAGGCUGCUCAAAACAGAUGCUUCCACGAACUAUGGAAUGCCUCCAGAAUCACUUGAAGAAGCUAUUUCUAGUGACCUCGCUCACGGAUUUAUCCCUUUCUUCAUCUUGGCUACUGUUGGCACAACUUCUUCAGCUGCAGUUGAUCCUUUGGUCCCAUUGGGUAAAACCGCAAAGAGCUACGGGAUAUGGAUGCACGUGGAUGCAGCUUAUGCGGGGAGUGCAUGUAUAUGCCCAGAAUUUCGCAAAUUCAUUGACGGAAUUGAAAACGCAGACUCCAUGAACAUCAAUGCUCAUAAAUGGUUAUUUGCUAAUCAAACUUGUUCACCACUUUGGGUUAAGGAUAAAUACUCUCUUAUUGAUGCUCUCAAAACAAAUCCCGAAUAUCUGGAGUACAAGGUUCCCAAGAGAGAUGAGGUCGUAAACUUUAAAGAUUGGCAAAUUUCUCUCUCUCGGAGAUUUAGAUCGUUGAAGUUGUGGAUGGUUUUACGGCUGUAUGGAUCCGAGAACUUGAGAGACUUCAUAAGAGACCAUGUCAAUCUCGCCAAGAAGUUCGAAGAUUAUGUAGCUCAGGAUCAACGUUUUGAGGUUGUCACGACUCGUUACUUUUCACUCGUUUGCUUUCGCCUUGCGCCUGUCGGCGGUGAUGAAGACACGUGUAACGAACAUAACCGUGAACUGCUUGCCACGGUUAACUCCACCGGCAAAAUCUUCAUCUCACACACGGCACUGUCGGGAAAGUUCAUUUUACGAUUUGCUGUUGGUGCACCGUUGACGGAGGAGAGGCACGUCACUGAAGCAUGGCAAACUAUAAAGAAGCUUGCCUCCAAAUUCAACCGCAACGGCAAUUAUUGA
Messenger RNA from Microthlaspi erraticum, 1707 nucleotides. The record is from the annotation of a GenBank genome assembly. NCBI's taxonomy places the organism in Eukaryota, Viridiplantae, Streptophyta, Magnoliopsida, Brassicales, Brassicaceae.